Messenger RNA from Sceloporus undulatus (fence lizard), 4814 nucleotides. RefSeq names its product NCK associated protein 1 like (gene NCKAP1L). NCBI's taxonomy places the organism in Eukaryota, Metazoa, Chordata, Lepidosauria, Squamata, Phrynosomatidae. The record is from RefSeq and is a predicted model, not a curated record. The coding region runs from base 442 to 3723 and encodes 1093 amino acids. Gene Ontology annotation, cellular component: SCAR complex. The transcript has 31 exons. Gene Ontology annotation, biological process: cell migration; neuron projection morphogenesis; cell projection assembly.
GGGCAGGGGGACAAUAUUCAGUAUUGAAAGCAUGGUGUAAUGGUUUCAGUGCUGGACUAUACUCCAAAGACCAGGGUUUGGUUCCCAUCUCAGCUACGAAACCCACUGGGUGAAUUUAUUAGGCAGCAAAAAAAGUGGGACACAGAGGACUAAUCAGAACUAUCCUUACCAAAUCAGGUCAGGUGGAAGGUAUGGGUGGGCCACCCUGGCUCUGGGGUCACCAGGUAAUGGAAUAAAAUUAAAAUUAAAGUUGUAUUAAACCAACCAAAGCCCAGCAUCCUGUUUCUACAGUGGCCUACCUGUUACGCAGUGAGAGCCCCAUGUAAUAACAUAUUUCGUUCAUGUUCCUCAGCAAGUGCCAUACUGAGACACACCGCCUUUGGAAGUACCACCGGGACUAGUAACCACCAUGAUGAAAGAAGAUACUGAAGUCAGACAUGCAUGGAUCCCCGGAGCAAGCCAGCUUUCUUCACUGAGAAAACCAUGGAGUCCUCUAUCAAAUAUAUUAACAAGAAGUUCCCCAACUUGGAUACAAGAAGCAUCACGCAACACUUGGGUCCAGUGCACAAAGAGAAAGCAGAUAUUCUCCGGGCUCUCGCUGCCUACUAUCACACCUUUGUGGAUGUAAUGGAAUUCCGGGACCAUGUCUAUGAACUGCUGAACACUACUGAUGCCAGCCAGUGCUACUUUGACAUUCAUGUGAAUUUCGAUUUCACCAAGAACUACCUUGACCUACUUGUUACCUAUGCAUCUGUCAUCUUACUCCUUUCCCGCAUUGAUGAUCGCAAGGCCCUGAUUGGUUUGUACCACUGUACCCAUGAGAUGAUCCAUGGAACCAGCGAUGCCAGCUACCCUCGUUUGGGUCAGAUGAUCCUGGAAUACGAGAAUCCCUUGCGCAAAUUGAUGGAGGAGUUUGGACCCCACACCAAGGCUGUGAGCAACGCACUUCUCUCAUUGCACUUCCUCUUUGCCCGAAGAAACCACUCAGCUGAUCAGUGGCGAAGUGACCAGCUCUUCAGUCUGAUUAGCAACCCUGCAGGCAUGCUAGCUCCUGUCAAUUCUGACACUAUGGCCUGUGAAUACCUAUCUCUGGAGGUUCUUGAGCGAUGGAUUGUGAUUGGAUUCUUGCUGUGCCACAGUUGCUUGGGUUCAACACAGAGCUGCCUGGAUCUGUGGCGGGCAGCUCUCCGGGGUUCACUGUACAUCACUCUAGUGCGGGAUGAAGUGCUUCCUGUUCACAAGGUCACAGAGGAGGCCUUCAGUGGUAUCAAAGGCUAUGGAAAACGUAUAGCUGAUAUCAAAGAAUGUAAAGAGCAUGCCGUGGCACACAGUGGGCAGUUACAUCGAGGACGGCGUAAUUUCCUGAGAAAUGCUGUGAAGGAGAUGGAGGCCAUCCUGGCCAAUGAACCUGGGCUUCUGGGGCCAAAGGCUGUUUAUAUCUUCAUGGCCCUGUCAUUCUGCCGUGAUGAAAUCACUUGGCUAUGCCGACACAGUGAGCAUGUCAGCAAGAACAAGAACCCAGAGGAAUUCACUGACAGCUAUCUUGCUGAGAUUUUGUUUCUGAUGGAGAAGCUCCGCAACUUGGUCCGGAAGCACCAAAAUGUCAUCCAGCGCUACCACGUACAGUACUUGUCACACUUUGACGUCCAGGUGCUCAGUGACAUCAUCCAGGACCUGACUGUGUGCCCUGAGGAGGAGUCAGUGAUUAUGUCAUCUUUUGUGAGCUCACUCUCAUCCUUAACCAUCAAGCAAGUUGAUGAGAAGGAGAAAUUUGAUUUCACUGGUCUGCGGCUUGAUUGGUUCAGGUUGCAGGCCUACACCAGUGUCACAAAAGCCCCAUUGCAGCUGAGGGAGAAUCACGACAUUGCCAAGAUUAUGAACCUUAUCAUCUUUCACACGAAGAUGCUAGACUCUGUAGAGGAACUGAUGGUGGAAACUUCAGACCUCUCCAUAUUCUGCUUCUAUGUGCGCCUCUUGGAGAAGCUCUUUGCAGCCACUAUGGAGAAACCAUCCAUGCUGCGCUAUACGAUUGCUUUCCCAUGUCUCUGUGCUGACUUCUGCCAUGCUACCCAUCCUUUGUGUCCUGAGGAGUACCCUCAUCUGCGGAGCUGUGCCUUGGGUCUGUGCAACAACUUCCUGGAAGAGAUGGCCAAGCAGGCUUGUACUUGCAUCCUGGAUGUUUGUGCUGAGCAGCGUAACUUAAGUGAGAAGCUCUUGCCCAAGCACUGUGCUGCCACCAUCACCAAAGCCCGGAACAAAAGAUCCCAGAAAGCAUCCAAGAAAGGAGAACCAGAGAGGGAUAAACCUGGUACAGAGAGCCACCGAAAGGACCGUAGCUUGGCUACCAAUUUGGACAAGCUACAUAUCCUAUUGACUGAACUUUGCUGGAGCCUCAAUCAAGUCACCAGCUUUGUGGUCUUUGAGCAUAUAGUGACUCCAGCGGAGUAUCUCAGCAGCCAACUGGAGACUCGCCUCAGCAGGUCUUUAGUACUGCUGGCAAAGCCAAACCCAAAUUCACCAGAGUUAUCACGACCCUCUGAAGUAUUGGCUGGUGUGCAGGCCUAUGCUACUUUCCUAGUGUCAUUGAUGCAUCGCGUGGGACUGGAUACUGGGCGUCUUCUCCGUAAUGUGCUUCUGCAGCAGACUCAGCCCCUGGAUGCAAAUGGUGAACAAACUCUCACUACACUCUACACCAACUGGUACUUAGAGUCACUUCUGCGCCAAGCAAGCAUGGGAUCUAUUGUCCUUUCACCAGCAAUGCAAGCCUUUGUCAGCAUACCCAAAGAAGGGGAGCAGACCUUCAGUGCUGAAGAAUAUUCUGAUGUCUCAGAGAUGCGUGCACUAGCAGAGCUCCUUGGUCCCUAUGGAAUGAAGUUCUUAAGCGAUAACCUCAUGUGGCACAUAACUUCACAGAUGGUGGAGCUGAAGAAACUAGUCACUGAGAAUAUGGAUACACUUGUUCAAAUCCGAUCUAAUUUCUAUCAACCAGAGCAGAUGGCAGCUUUACUGCCACGCCUAACAUCUGUAGAUAAUGUACUGAAGAGGAUGACCAUCAUUGGGGAGAUUUUGUGGUUCCGGUCCAUGGGUCAGGAGGGCCUCCGAGAGGUCUUCUCCAGUCACUGCCCUUUCCUGAUGGGCCCCGUAGAGUGCCUAAAGGAAUUUGUCAACCCAGACAUGGACAUAAAGGUGACCUUGAGUAUCUUUGAACUAGCCACAGCUGCCGGGGUACCUUGUGACAUUGACCCAGCCCUUGUGUGUGCCCUUUCCAAUUUGAAGAAAGACAGCUCUUCCCCAGAGGAGGACUACAAGGCUGCUUGUCUGCUGCUGGUCUUUGUAGCUGUGUGUCUACCAAUCCUGACCAACGACCCUUCCUCAGUUUAUUCCACCGACAUAGAGGGCUAUAGCAACAAUGUCCACUGCCUAGCCAAAGCCAUCAUCCAGGUGUCAGCUGCCCUGUUCACUGUCUACAACAAGAACAUUGAGACUCAGCUCAAAGAAUUUCUGAUGCUGGCCUCUGUUAGCCUCUUGCAGCUGGGACAAGAAGCAGAUCGAAUGAAAGCUAAGAACUGGGAAUCCAUUUCACUGCUCAUGCACUUGCUUGUGGAGGAAUCAUCCUUCUUGACAACAGACAUGCUGGAGACCUGCUUCCCUUAUGUGCUGCUCCGUAAUGCUUAUCAUGAAGUCUCCAGGAGCUCUGCCAUGAACCGUCUUCCUUCACACUGACCUGCUUUCGCUUCAACCAUAAUUGAGAGGGACUUGAACCACAGUUGCCCAUCAACACAAGAAAUAUAAGGAAUAUAGGCAGGACAGAGGGGUUAAAGCAGGGCUCUCUUAUGGAUCUUAGUUAUCUGCCUAAUGGCACUCAUGCCCAUUUGAAUGUUCAGCAAACAAAAUGGACAAUGUCAUCUUGACAAGUGUGAAAGCUGGCUGUGAAGCAGGGCAGUAAGGAGCUGCAUCCUAAUUUAUAUAACACUUCCAUGAUGUUUGUCAGCCUUUCUUAGGAUGCUUUUUAGUGGAGCAGGAGCCAGAGGGGCUACCAUCUGCAUCUUUUUAAAGCAGCCAUGAUUAUUAUUUUGCCAGCCUUGGCAUCCCAGACAACCCUAGGUUUCUCAGUUCUAACAUCCCUGGCCUAAUGCUUUGCUGGAGGCCCUUACAGAAGCAAAUCCUACAACUAAUCCCAAAUAGGGGCAUGGGUGUCAUGUACAUUUUUCCUAUCUUCCUCUUGAUUCUUUCCCCAUCAAUAUCUAGAUUGUAAGCUCUUGAGGGCAGGAACCUUCCUUUGUGAGAUGUUAUCUUCUUUCUGUCAUUCUACAAACAAAGUUCCAUGAACUUAAAUAAUCAUUAUAUAACUAAUGAGCAGCAAUGAUAAGUCCUGGCAGUGAAAUUCACUCAGUUAUCUUAAUCCAUACAGGUGCUCAAAAUAUAAGCUGUUUUCACUGUCGCAUACUUUCCCUUUGAAAAAUUCUGGGAAAUGUCAACAGUGAAAAAGCAAUGAACUUCUUUAUAAAGAUUUUUACUCAAAUGGUCUCUCUAUUGUGUGUAUAGUUGUUUUUUUAUAGGUCCUCAUUUAAAUGACCAUAAGAUCAGAUGAGGCCAGGCAAAGAAAAAACAGUUACGUAUGACUGAUAGAUGUCUAUCUCUUUGAUUAACUUUAUCAUAUGUGUCUUGCUGUAGAUUACCUGAAGUUCUGCAUAUUUUUGAGAAAGCAUUUCACAUCUUCCUUUUUAACAAUCAGUUCAGUAAUAAAAAAAAGUAUCUCAUUUGUUUUGUGUUUAACUACACCUGACUUGAAAAUAAAGUCAUUGCUUCUAAGA